Molecule: messenger RNA, 929 nt
Organism: Ectocarpus sp. CCAP 1310/34
Lineage: Eukaryota; Phaeophyceae; Ectocarpales; Ectocarpaceae
Source: the annotation of a GenBank genome assembly
GUGUGCCUUCAACAAGUUGAUGUGUUGGUCCCGUCUGGAUGGUGAAAAGAAAGCCCCAGCCCACUGCAGCUACGCCUUCUUCUCUACUUCCCUCUGCUAGUUUCUUGCGCGGGCUGCUGGUUCUGCUGUCGGUGUCCGUCUGCUGCUCAUCAUCAUCGUCAUCAUCUUGUGACUUGCGGAUCGACGGCGGCGGUGGCAGUGCUGGGGUCGCUGGAGGUGCGCUCUGUUCCCAAGGGCACUGCCUCCCGCAAGCGCACGCCUGGCGGACCAUGAGUGGGCGCGACAAAAAAGAAGUGCAAGUCGUCCCCACGGCCACGGCCAGCUCCAAUGCCGACACCGCCCAAGACGAGGUGCCACGUCGGGCACCACGUGAUGUACUUGGCGAGACGACCGCUGUUCGCGAUUCUAUCAAGCCAUCUCGAGGCGCCACCCUCCCCGUCGAGGGGAACAGAGCAGCGAAACGCCUCCGGCAUGCGCCCCUUGCGGACGCCGCGUUGCCGACCGAGGCAGCAGAGACCAACGCUGGGCGGGCGCGGUCGCCGAGUGGUAAGGAGGCGGCGGAGGGAGAGGGCGUCGCGGCGGGAGGCGUCGCCGCCGCCGCCGCCGCCGCCGCCGCCGGUAACCGGACGCAGAAGAGGAUUGAUUACCUGGUGUGGGAUGACUACUUCAUGUCGGUCGCGUUUCUCAGCGCGAUGCGGUCGAAGGAUCCGUCUACCCAGGUCGGGGCUUGGUUGCGUUGCGUGACCAGCAUCGUAAACCAAGACAAGCGCAUCGUGGGCAUCGGUUACAACGGGUUCCCGAUGGGAUGCAGCGACGACGAUCUGCCGUGGGCGCGCCGGGCAGACGACGAGCUGGACACGAAGUACCCGGUGAGGCCGGUCGGCAUGUUCCUCCUAGUCCGUUGUCUGAACACGCCGGCUCUGUUCUGA